Messenger RNA from Mesitornis unicolor (brown roatelo), 3285 nucleotides. RefSeq names its product centrosome-associated protein CEP250-like. The coding region runs from base 1 to 3285 and encodes 1094 amino acids. Gene Ontology annotation, biological process: cilium assembly. The transcript has 7 exons. The record is from RefSeq and is a predicted model, not a curated record. Lineage: Eukaryota; Metazoa; Chordata; Aves; Mesitornithiformes; Mesitornithidae.
AUGAGUGAAGAUCUGGAGGAGAAGGACCAGGAGAUCAGGUGCCAGCAAGAACAAAUACAGGACUUGGAGAAACAGCAAGAAAUGCAGAGGGAUGCUGUUAGCAAGAUGAGCAGAGUGCUGGAGGAGAGAGACCAGGAGAUCAAAUACCAGCAAGAACUGAUAGCAGACAUGGAGAAGCAACGAGAAAUGCAGAGGACUGCUGUGAGCAAGAUUAGCAAAGAGCUGGAGGAGAGGAACCAGGAGAUCAGAUCCCAGCGAGAAGAAAUACAGGAGUUGGAGAAGCAGCAAGAAAAACAAAGCAUUACUGUAAGCAAAAUGAACAAAGAUCUGGAGGAGAGAGAGCGGGAGAUCAGAUCCCAGCAAGAACAGAUACGGGAGCUGGAGAUGCAGGAAGAAAUGCAGAGGGAUGCUGUGAACAAGAUGAGCAGAAAGCUGGAGGAGAGAGACCAGGAGAUCAAAUACCAGCAAGAACUGAUAGUGGAUCUGGAGAAGCAGCGAGAAAUGCAGAGGACUGCUGUGAACAAGAUUAGCAAAGAGCUGGAGGAGAGGAACCAGGAGAUCAGAUCCCAGCAAGAAGAAAUACAGAAGCUGGAGAAGCAGCAAGAAAAACAAAGGAUUGCUGUAAGCAAAAUGAGUGAAGAUCUGGAGGAGAGGAACCAGGAGAUCAGGUCCCAGCAAGAAGAGAUACAGGAGCUGGAGAAGCAGCGAGAAAUGCAGAUGACUGCUGUCAGCAAGAUGAGCAAAGAGCUGGAGGAGAGAGACCAGGAGAUCAAAUUCCAGGAGGGGAAAAUGAUGAUUGUAGAACAACACAGUGCAUCCCAAGUGAGAAAUCUGCUCGUGGAUCUUGACCAUAUGAAAGGCAACUUGAAGGAGAAAAAUGCAGAGCUUAUGUCUCUGGCUCAGCAGAUCCAAGAACUGGAAAUGGAGAGAGAACAGGUGAAAUCUCUGCACACCAGCCUUGAACACCUGAAGGCAGCUCUUAAGGACAGAGAGAGUGAGUGUGAGUCUCAAAGGGAUCAGUUAAGACUCUUCCAGCAGUACAAGGAACAGCAAGAGGGGCACCUGCAAGAGCUUCAUGGUCAAGUAGAAAAGAUGACACUUGCUUUAUCUAAAAAAGAUCAAGAGCUUGAGGCUCAGCAAAAGCAAAUCCAGGAAGCUGAAGAAGUCAUGCAAAUGCAGUUAAAAACUGUCCGUGAGCAACUGGAGCAGACCUUGGAAACCUUAAAAGAGAAGGAGAGACUCAUAGACAUCCAAAAGCAGCACACACAGAACUAUGAGGAAAAAACAGAAGAACAGGUGAAUGUCCUACGCAGAGACUUAGAAUACACCACAGCAGUACUGAAAGAAAAGGAUUUCGUGAUUGAAUCUCAGAAGGAGGUGAUUGAGACCUUCCAAAAACAAGAACAAGACUCUGAUCAGCAGAAGGAAAUUCUGCAGAAUCUUGAAGUGGCACUAAAGGAAAAAGAGCAAGAAAUUUUAUCCCUUAGAAAACAAUGUGAGGCAUGCAAGGAAAAGGAGGAAAAGCUUGAAGCUGAGCAAACAAAUCUUCAAGCAACAAAACUGACUCUGAAAGAAAGAGAAAAUAAGAUAGGGGCUCUGGAGGAGGCGCUCUCUCAGCUUCAACAGCAAAAGGAGGAGGCAGCGAUGGAGACUAAAGCCAUAAAGCAAAAACUAGAAUACGCUGAAUCUUCUCUGGAAGCUAGAGACCAAGAGAUAAAGUCUUUGCGAGAGCAAGUCCAGGACCUUCGAGAGCAGCAGGAGUUAGAAGACAAAAAGGCCAAAAGCCUAGAGCAGAAUCUAGACAAAAUGAGCCAACUGCUGCAGGAGAACCGUCUGGAGUUCCUCAAGCAGACAGAGCAAGCGAACGUGUUCCGGCUUCGUGAAGAAAGCAUGAAAGUUGCACUAACAUCGUGCCAGAAGCAAGUGUAUCUGCUUGAGGAAGUGGUGAGGAAGAGAGAUGAAGACAACAAAACUCUUAUGCAAAAAAUCCAGUGCCAAGAGGAAGAACUGAAGGCUUUGCAGCACCUCCAGCUUAGGCUAACCGAGAAGAAUGAAGAGGUGAGACAUCAGAGAGAGCAAAAGAAGCUCCUGGAAGAAGCCUUGCCUGAGAGGGAAUGGGAGACCAAGGCUCAAGGUGAGCAAAAAGAGUUAGAAGAAGAAAUAAGAGGUCUUCGGGAAGAUCUCCAGGAUGUUCAGCAGACUCUGACAAAGAAGGAUAAAGAGAUCAGAUACCAGAGAGACAGAGUCAAGGAUUUAGAGAAGACUCUGACAGGGAGAGAACAAGAGCUUAGGAGGCAGAGUGAACUCCUGAAACAAUUGACAUCCGCUUUGCGGUGGAAAGAUGCAGGGGAAACCCUAAAGCAACAAAUCCAGAAACUUCAAAAAUGGGAGGAAGAGGAAGCAGAGAAGAGGAAGCUUCUCCAGGAGAGAGAUCAUCUCUUGAAAAGGCAGAAGGAGCUAACCCAGCAACUGGAAGAUGAGAGGAAAGCGAAGGGAGAAGAAUUGGAGCGUGUGGUUGCUGUUUUGAAGCAGACAGAAAGCAGAGGAAUGGAAUGGAAAGAGAAGGCACAAGCACUGACUCUUGCCCUUAGCAAGAGUGAAACAGCCAAUGGGACUCUGAGGGAAGAAAUAGCCAUCCUGCAGGGUAUGGUUUCAGAGAGGGACACGGACCGGUUUCAUCAUCAGCAGGCUAUUGCAGAAGGGCAGCAGCUGUCGUGGCUCUCGGAGAAGAGGCUCCUGUCGCAGCGGCUGGAACAUCUGCAGCAAGCAGUUGGAAGGCUGGAACUGGAGAAGAUGGAGCUGAAGCAACUCAAUACUGAGCUCAAGAGGACCCUUGAGCAGGUGGAACGUGAACGGAGGAGACUGAAGAGAUAUUGCAGGGGUCGGUCACUGCCAGAUGCGUGCAGAUUUUCUCUCUCUGACCAGCACAAGAUCCCUGCUUCCACACAGGAGGAGUCUCACACAUGCUGCAGUCAUUUAGCUGAAUUACAGAACCAGGUGUCCCUUCUGCAGACGCAGCUGGCACAAGAGCGAAAAUACAAGCAGGACUAUAUUGAGUGCUGUGCAAAGACCAGCCAGGAGCUGUCAGACCUUCACCAAGAGCUGUCUUGCUCCUUAGCAGCUGUGGUCAGGGAGCCCAAAGCUGCUGUUCUGGAGGCAGAGACCCGGAAGCUGGAUCGGUCUCUGAACCUUAACUGGGCACUAAUAUCUCUGGACCGUCAGUCUCCUGAGAGACAGCCAUUGCAUUCGACAGCCAGAUCCACCAGAAGUGAUGACCUGAGGUAG